UUAUACAGAGGAAAUGUAUGGUUUAAGUAAAAUAUCUAAAUUAUACAGAUUAAAUGUGGACUAAUAGAAAGCCUGCACCCCAGGGUGCUGCUAGCCCCCAGGAACUGGUGGCCAGGUUAGGGGGCUCCAGGGUCAUCACUAAGAUCCUGAUCGCAAACAACGGGAUCGGAGCUGUCAAGUGCAUCAGAGACAUCAAGAAGUGGAGUUAUGAAAACUUCAGGAAUGAACGUGUUAUCAAGUUUGUGGUGAUGGUUACCCCUGAAGAUAUGAAGGCAAAUGCUGAAUACAUCAAACUGGCGGACUACACGGUGUCCGUCCCCGGGGGAUCCAACAACAAUAACUUUGCUAACGUCGAGUGCAUCAUUGACAUUGCUAAAAGGUAAAGUGUCCAUUAUGGUU
Messenger RNA from Eurytemora carolleeae, 399 nucleotides. RefSeq names its product acetyl-CoA carboxylase-like. The record is from RefSeq and is a predicted model, not a curated record. The coding region runs from base 54 to 383 and encodes 109 amino acids. The transcript is spliced from 3 exons. Gene Ontology annotation, molecular function: acetyl-CoA carboxylase activity. NCBI's taxonomy places the organism in Eukaryota, Metazoa, Arthropoda, Copepoda, Calanoida, Temoridae.